UUGUCUUACAGUAGCAAGACAGAUUUCUUCUGCUUCUGGUCUUCUGUCACCAGCCAGACACUCAUGGCUUCUCCAAGGCUAGAAACCUACUGCUGCCCUAACCGGGAUGCAGCCACAGAGCUGAUUCUGACUUUCCAGCCUGAAGUAUUCUGUGGUGUUUGCAUUGGCAGUGCCUCAGUUAGUCUACUCCUUAGUAUCCUGCAGCUCCUCCCCAAACAGGGACAGAGCCCCCGGAAAAUGCCCAAAGCUUCCUCUUCCUCUACCAUCCUUCUCCUCAUCUCUGCUUGUGACAUCUUCGGUGGGCUAGGUAUUAUCUUCAGAUCAACAAUAUGGUUAAGCUUCCCAGACUUCAUAGCAAACAUCUCUGUGAUGAAUGGAACUGAUGUGUGGCCUACUGCUUUCUGUGUGGGGAGUGCGAUGUGGAUCCAGCUCUUAUACUGUGCUGGCUUCUGGUGGCUGUUUUGCUAUGCUGUAGAUUCCUAUUUGGUGGUUAGAAGAUCAGCAGGGCUCAGUACAAUUGUGUUGUAUCACAUGAUGGCCUGGGGCCUGGCAGUCCUGCUGUGUGUGGAGGGAAUUGCAAUGCUUUACUAUCCUUCAGUUGCUAGUUGUGAAAAUGGCCUCGAGCAUGCGAUUCCUCAUUAUAUCACUACCUAUACUCCACUUCUGCUAGUUUUGGUUGCCAAUCCAAUCCUAUUUAGAAGGACAGUAACAGCAGUUGCCUCUCUACUGAAAGGAAGACAAGGAAUCUAUACAGGAAAUGAAAGACGCCUGGGGAUGGAGAUUCAGAUCCGCUUUUUCAAAAUUAUGCUGGUGUUCAUUAUUUGCUGGUCAUCAAAUAUCAUCAAUGAGAUCCUUUUGUUCUACCUUGAAAUGCAGCCAGAUAUCAAUGGAAGUCACUUGAAAAAUGUUAGAAAUGCUGCACUGAUCACAUGGAUUAUAAUGGGGAUACUAAAUCCAAUGCAAAGCUUUCUCUUCACCUUAGCUUUCUAUGGCUGGACUGGAUGGAAACUAGACCUGAAGUGGCGGAAAAGAGAAAUUCCUUGGGAAUCACUGUCCACAUCAACUGUUGGUGAAAAUGCCUACCCCUCACCUACCGGAUCCUCUGUUAAUUUUCAAAACAGCCUCCGUGACUCAAAGAAGACAACAAUAGCCAGCAGCCAGCAGAUUGAUGAGGCCUUAAGCAUGUUGUCUGAAGGUUCUGAUGAUAGCACAGUUGAAAUCCACAUCUCAAGUGAGCUACAUGACUUAGAUGGUAAUGAUGCUGAUGUUGAAUAACUGGAAAACUGGGAAAGGUAUAAGCUGGUGAGCUGGAGACGUGGCAACAUUCUCAAGGCUUUGCCCCCUAGUUUUCCCUCCUUUAUGAUGCAUGUAUCUUCCCAUUCUCACAUUCAAAUCCCAGUUUGAAUCUAUGACUCUAUAUGUAUUUACACAAGAUGGAGCAGUUCCAACAGAAGAGAAUGCAAGAGCGACAUCUCAGAAUAGAUAAGUCUGGCAAGUUUAGGCCCCUCUACUAAGAGGUGGGAAAAUGGCAGAGCAUGAACUUGAACUUAGGUCUUCUACAUGCCAUGGGAAUACUAUCAUGCCAUUGGCUAUUCAGGUUGGGCUCUUCUCUCUCAUUUUUCAUGGAAAACUUUGGAAGGUAUUGGUUUUAUAAAUUAGGUAUGUUUUUACUGGAAGAAACCAAAUCUAUCUGGAUUUGUAAAUUGUGCAUUACUAGCCAGUGAAAAAUACCAGACUUAUUGGCCUAGCUUUGCUUUAUUUCAGUUUGUUAAUCUGCCAUAGGUUAGAUUAUCAGUCAGUGGAUCUUUAGUCUGCACUAAUUGAGGGUCUGGCCUUGUAUAUUAAGCAGUGGGACUUUUGUUCUGUUUAGGUGCUUUAGAGCUGGGGUGUAAUACUCACUGGACUCCACAGACCAGAUCUGUAUUGAGGGGUGUCUUCAGGUUGAACAACCUGUGAGCAGUGGUGAUAGUAUUAAUCCCCACAGUUGCCAGAUACUUUUUCUGCACAGCUCUGGAACCCAGGGAAUAAAUACUGCUAGUGCUUGUUCCCCCUUACCUCCUGCUACCAACCUUAGUCACCAGGGGACACUAAAAAUCAUGGCAGAGCCUCUUUGGCAGCUGGUGAGGGGAGGUGAGUAAUGUUAACUCCCUGGGUUUUGGAACUGCACUGAAACAAUGGGAUUAAUGUCAUUGCCAAAGAGAUUCUGGCAGCUGUGACGGUGAACCCUAGGGGCCAAAUCCAGCCCAUGAAGACUGGUGAUUCUUCUUAUGAGAAGUCCUACAGGCUAGCUGACCCAGCUACAUGGGCCACAUCCAGCCUGUUGGUCAUAUGUUUAACAGCGUUGUUUUAGAUUAUUAUACACAGUUAUACACAGAUGUGUAUGUAUAUGUAUACA
Molecule: messenger RNA, 2395 nt
Organism: Gavialis gangeticus (Gharial)
Lineage: Eukaryota; Metazoa; Chordata; Crocodylia; Gavialidae
Gene: GPR143
Product: G protein-coupled receptor 143
Exons: 9
Coding region: 64-1275 (403 amino acids)
Biological process (GO): G protein-coupled receptor signaling pathway; melanosome organization; regulation of calcium-mediated signaling
Cellular component (GO): melanosome membrane; plasma membrane
Molecular function (GO): L-DOPA receptor activity; dopamine binding; L-tyrosine binding
Source: RefSeq, a predicted model, not a curated record